CCACCCCCACGCCCUCCCUCUCACGCACACAUAGAUUCCUUCAGAAGCAUUACUCUUCAAAUUCACAAAAUUCCAUCCUUGAAAUUUGUUAGUUUUCACGCAAAAUUCGUUCUCCAAAAUCUCUUUAUCUCUCAAUAACUUACAUAAAACUUGAUAUUUCUCUCAAGACUGCACAACGAUGGAUGCGGUGGUUGCAGACACCUCAGCAAUGGCAGAACACACUAAAUAUAGAAAGCCCAGAAACCAAAACCACCUCCCCUCCUCCUCCACCAUCACCGCCGCCGCCAAGAAAAAGAUCUUCACCGCAGCAACAUUCAGAGGACUGGGCUGCACUUCCUCCUCAACGGUGUCAGUUCCUGCAGUGAUAAGAACCUCGGCUAAUUGGAAUGCUAACAAGGUGAAAAGGAUAAAGGUGAAGAACAAGAAAAUCCACAAUAAUGAUAACAACAAAUUACAGACUAAUAGUUCUCCUGCUGUUAUUGCUACGAAUAACAUAAAAAAUAACAAUAGCCCAACAUCAAAUCCAUCACAGCCGUUGGCUUUAUCAUCAAAUUGCGGGGGAGUACCUGAUGUACUGUGUGGUCCUGGGAUUGGGCUCAACGGCGUUGCUGCGCCUGUGAAUUGUGUUGUUUCAAAAAGACCUGCAGUUUCUUCCAGAAGCAAAGCUGAUGGGGCUGAUAGAAUUAUUCAUAGUCAGAGAGAGAAUUCUUCAUAUAAUAUGAGGAGAAUGGUGACCUCUGAAGAUAUCCCUUUCCAUGAUCCUGGCAUUGCCUUGGGAAUGACACGCUCUAGGGCGGGCGUUUCAGGAUCUAGAUAUUGUCGCCAUCUCAGACAUGGUUUCCAUGAUGAACUUGCAGAGAUUGUAAUGCUCCAAAGUAAUCUGCUGAUGGGAGGAAGAUCGGAACGACCCGAUAAAUACAGGGAUUGGAGACUCGAUGUCGAUAACAUGUCAUAUGAGGAAUUACUGGAACUUGGUGACAGAAUUGGGCAUGUCAGCACCGGACUGAGUGAGGAUGAGAUAUCCUGCUGUUUGAGGAGGACUAAGGUUCCAAUGUUGGAUAAUUUGUCAUCAAAAUUCCCCACAGCAACAGAAAGGAAAUGCAGCAUAUGUCAGGAGGAAUAUGAAACUGAUGAUGAAACCGGGAAGCUGAAUUGUGGACACUUCUAUCACAUUCACUGCAUAAAGCAGUGGCUUGUGCAGAAAAAUAUUUGCCCUAUAUGCAAAAAACCAGCUAAGCCUCAAACCUAAAUCAUACAACACUUGCAUUUCUCAUAUAUCAUUCUGCUUUUUAAUUUUUAUUCUAAUGAGGAUUUCAUCAUCCUUUAUAGUAAAGUAAUUCUUUGAUUUUGCAUUUCAAUAUGUAAUUUUGCUUAAUCAAACCGUCCCGGUUCUUGGUUGGCUGCUGAGUUGUGGAUUGAAAGGUUUCCGGUUGAGAUCAUUAUAAGCUGAUUAUAAUUUCAAUAAUCAAAGAUCUUGCUUUUUUAUAUCUA
Molecule: messenger RNA, 1491 nt
Organism: Olea europaea var. sylvestris
Lineage: Eukaryota; Viridiplantae; Streptophyta; Magnoliopsida; Lamiales; Oleaceae
Product: E3 ubiquitin-protein ligase MBR2-like
Exons: 5
Coding region: 179-1249 (356 amino acids)
Molecular function (GO): ubiquitin protein ligase activity
Source: RefSeq, a predicted model, not a curated record